Messenger RNA from Pomacea canaliculata, 1278 nucleotides. RefSeq lists its product as uncharacterized. The transcript has 3 exons. The coding region runs from base 172 to 1278 and encodes 368 amino acids. Gene Ontology annotation, molecular function: protein binding. The record is from RefSeq and is a predicted model, not a curated record. Gene Ontology annotation, cellular component: membrane. NCBI's taxonomy places the organism in Eukaryota, Metazoa, Mollusca, Gastropoda, Architaenioglossa, Ampullariidae.
UAUCUGCAUACAUUGGAUUAUUUGUUAAAUUACAACGAGUGCCUGGGAUUCGGUAUAAGCCCAGACGACUCAGUCCGCCACUCAGGCCAUACGAUCACAAACUGCGGUGACAACUUCUGGUCAUGGUUCGCCUGCAAGUUUCCCGUUAGUCCCGAUGACACUUUACCACAGAUGCCGGUGUUGCUCACAGCCAACUGGUCAGUGGACGUCUUGCAGUGUCCGUCACUCCACUACACACACACUUUCCUCGCUUGUGAUGUCAAGAGUGAGUGCUGGGCGGACAAGUACGACAACUCUAAGACAUGUAGUACUCCUCUGUCGUCACGUCCUCCUUUGUUCUCGUGUAUCAACGAGAUUCAACGUGUACCCUACUCCCUUGUGUGCGAUCAUCGUUCUCACUGCUCCGAUGACAGUGACGAGAAGUUCUGCAUCUUUCCUUCAUGUCCUCGGAAAACGAACGUUUUUGAGUGUGACAACAAACAGGACGAGACGGCGUGUGACACCUACACCUGUCCCGGCUACUACCGCUGCCGCUCGUCCCACGUCUGCCUCCAUCCUGAUCACGUGUGUGACGGUUGGCCACAGUGUCCUGAGGGAGACGACGAGCUGCUGUGUGGCCUUUCUUGUCCUGACACGUGUGUGUGUCACGGACUGGCCUUCACCUGCAUUAAGAGGUUUGCAGCUUCCAGUUACUUACAACUGCGGUUUCUUGAUGCAAGUGGCUCGGGGAUGACCCCCAGCGAUGUUGUCAACAACACCAUGAUCGUUUAUCUCAGCUUUAACAACUGUAACAUCAGUGUUCUCGAACAAAUGAACUUGGCUAACCUUCAGAUCCUUGACCUAAGUGACAAUUAUAUUACCUCAUUCAGUUCUAAAAUAAUUGAAAACCUACAUAAUCUGAGGACAUUAAGUCUUGCAGUCCUUAACGGUUUUCUCUUCUUGCUUAUUACUGCUGGUCAGGUUUUCAUCUUCUGGUCUGUAAGAGUCAACAUUAUGACAGACACAUCCAAGAAGACCAAGGACCUGACCAUCGCCCGUCGACUGAUGACAGUGGUUGUGUCUGACUUUUGCUGCAAGUUCCCCGUGGCCUUGCUGGGACUUCUAGCGGCCCGCGGCACGCCAGUCUCUAGUGAGGUCAUCGUCGCUCUCGUCAUCUUCGUUGUUCCCCUCAACUCCGCUCUCAACCCCUUCCUGUACACAUACAACGUCAUGAAGGAGCGCAGGCGCAAGGCGAGAGAAGAGAAAAUGAGAAAGUAUUUUAUGUCACUUACCAAAUAG